UAUUUUUCCCUUUCAGGUGAGAUGUCUGAAAAGUUAAGUAGGUGCCGUAAGGAGCUAGCAGCAGCUAUUGAUCGAGCAAUGGAAGAUCUCUCCAUUCCUUUCCUUCCUUCCCAAGAUACCAGCAACAACCAGGACUCUGAUUUGCCAAUAGUGCAGCUUUCUACACCCCCUAAUGCAAAUAUCUUUAAUUCUAAGGGAGAGGUAAUAUCUCCUACUGUAUAUUGCCCCCAGCCAUCUUCAGCAGUUUCUUCUCCUCCUGAAAAAGAGAAUCCCCUCCUUAGGUCAAAUCUCUUUCCAGUGACGGUAACCUCCAGUAUUCCAUGUACCAAACGGGAACCAUUGAUGAGCAAGGAAAAUACAUGGUUGCACCCACCAAUUUUUAUGGCUGACAAGCAGUAUUUUAUCAGCCUGCAAGACAGUGAGAGAUGGAAGAAAGGACAAGUAAGCAAAACUGAUGAACGAUCCAUGAAGUCAGAAACAAACAUAAUUUCCUGUGAUGUUCCUCCAGAGAAUCCAAAAGAUCAGGAAGAUAUGUCUGCUGGUAAGCAUUCUCUCCUCUGUUCCAUACAUCUUUUUAAAUUGUUCAUUAGCUUUUCACAAACCUGCAAGCCCUCAAAAUAUAUCUCAUCCAUAUUUGAAAUAGCAAACACUUACAACAGAUCCUUUUAUGCACUUUUUUUUUCUGUAGACGAAGCCUCAGCUGUCCAUCUGGGUGAGAGGAACAAUUUCAGAAAGGUCCUAGAACACAGCCCAGAAGAUGAAGCUAUCAUUGAAACCUUGUUGGAUAUGGAAGAAGAAUACAGAUUGAACAGCUCCACCUUGCACCAGCUGCACUAAGCAGGUGGUAUAAAGUGUGAGCUAUUUUACAAUUUGGUAGUAACAUUUUUAAACCAUGCAAGCAAUCCUGACCUUUGCCAGAUACACAAUUAAAGAAACCAACUUAUAAUAUUGCAUGGAGUUUCUUUUUUCUUCUCUGUAGGGUAAUGAACUGUAGUUAAAUCAAAUGCUACUGCUUUUGCUUUGCCCUUCAAUGUAUGUUUCCAUUGCAAAAAAGAUACUGCAUAUAAGCCAGCUUGUGACAUAGUGAUUUAAGUCAUGAUUACUUGCAAAUUUUUGCCAAGCACCAGGUGCACAUGUUUUUAAACCAGAAAAAAACAGAUGUGAAUCAUGGGAUGAAUUUCACAGAAGGAAACAGAACAGAGAACCCACUAAUAACAAAAUGUGGUGGUGGAACAAAAUAUCUAUUUCUUAUAUCUGAAGAUUCAUUUAAUGGUAGGAUCUUGUGCAUCUAGAGUUGAUGGUUUAUGCCAUAGUUUUCUGUGGGGAAGCAAGCUACACACCUGCUUUCAUGUCAAACAGGAAAGGAGGAAAAGAAAUGUGUAAUCCAUUGUGAUUGUAAAUGUAUAGUUUAAACGAACAACCCUCCACCCUCCAAAUUGCCUAAAAAAUUUAUUUGGAAUGAAAUUACAGAAUUUGGUGAGUUUUUAGCUUUCACAUAUUAUCAUAGCCUUUUUAGGGAUAAAAUACUGUUAUUGACCAUUGAAGAAACAGCAGGCAGCAGGGUAUUCUUUAUCAGAUGAUGAUGAUUGUAAAAAGUAUUUAUGUACUUAAUCUAUUUUGUCUUUGCCAAAAAUAGACAUAUUUUCAGCAAUUCAAAUAAGCUCCACUUUUUAAGAAACAUAAACAAAUACCAGCAUAAUUUAACUGGAAACAUUGUUACAUUAAAAAUAUGUCCACAAGUGAACCAGUGAAUGUUUACACGAAUACAUAAUUCUAGUGUUAUCCAUAUCCAGAAUAGAAAAAGGCCAUUUUUUUACUUAAUUUUCUAUGGCAUAAAGAAUUCUGCAUAUAGUCCAUUACCUAUAGUUUGGUUUCUAGCUCGAUUAUUGGCAUCUGCUGCAAUUGACUCCUUGUGACCUGCC
This is a messenger RNA of Protobothrops mucrosquamatus (brown spotted pit viper), 1922 nucleotides long. It is a transcript of the gene CUNH3orf62, whose product is annotated as chromosome unknown C3orf62 homolog. The transcript is spliced from 4 exons. The coding region runs from base 22 to 837 and encodes 271 amino acids. Lineage: Eukaryota; Metazoa; Chordata; Lepidosauria; Squamata; Viperidae. The record is from RefSeq and is a predicted model, not a curated record.